This is a messenger RNA of Lottia gigantea (owl limpet), 1107 nucleotides long. RefSeq lists its product as hypothetical. The transcript has a single exon. Gene Ontology annotation, biological process: neuropeptide signaling pathway. Bases 1 to 1107 code for a protein of 368 amino acids. Gene Ontology annotation, cellular component: membrane. Lineage: Eukaryota; Metazoa; Mollusca; Gastropoda; Lottiidae. Gene Ontology annotation, molecular function: G protein-coupled peptide receptor activity. The record is from RefSeq and is a predicted model, not a curated record.
AUGAUCCCGAAUUUCACUGAAUCCUUUAAUAUUUCGGAUUAUGAUGACCCAGGUAUGAACGCAACCAAUAAUGUUACAGAGAGAUUUUAUAAUUACCCUACAGCUGUGUAUAACACUCUAUUGCUUAGUACUGGUUGUAUCGGUAACACGCUGGUUCUUAUUGUUUAUGGAUUGCGUCUGAAAGCAUCUUCCUUCAAUACGUUUAUAGUAUUUCUUGCCAUGAUGGAUUUGAUUUGCUGUGCUAUAGAGAUGCCGCUCGAUGUUUUAAAUAUGACCUAUUCUGAAAUGAUAUACGGAUGCAAAGCAAUCGUUUCCAUAGCAACGACUACAGCUACUGCUACAGGAUUGACUCUGGUUGCCAUAGCAGCGCUCCGAUAUCGAGGAAUUUGCCAUCCUCUUAAACCAAAUAUUUCUAUCAAACAAGCGAGGAUAAUUGUGUUUUGUUCUUUUAUUUUCGCUUUAUGUACAUCUUGGCCUUCAGCUGUCAUUGUCACGGAACAGAUAGAACCCUUGAUGUUUGAAGAUGAUGUGUUUUAUGUAGUGAAUUGUGCCCCGGAGAAUCGAUUUAAAGAUACGCUUUAUCCUGUGAUAUAUAACGGAAUUCUUUUUCUAAUUUUCAUCUCUGCUUUCAGUUCUAUCGUUAUUUUGUAUCUCAUCAUCGCCAGAAGUCUGUGGUUGAGAAAGAAACAUGGAAUUUCAAGCCACAAUAAAAAACAAGGGAGCACUGGUUCUAAUAAUAUAUUGUUAACGUCAAAGAGUGGCAGUAGUAACAAUGACUCGGUGAACUCUUCAAAGAGUGAGACUUCUCCAAACAAAACCGCGCAUAAAUCCACAGAGAACAAACGCCAGAAGUUAAAAGGUCAAGGAAUGUUUAAAAUGCUAUUUAUAGUAACAUUAGUCUUCUUGUUGAGUUAUCUCCCUCAUCUAUCACUAAUGGUAACCGAACUUGUGGCGGGAAAAUUCAAAUUAACGAAAGUGACUGAAAGUUUAGUGGGAAUCUUCAUCAGGUCGUAUCUAAUAAACAGUGCCUGUAAUCCUAUUAUAUACGGAUGCUAUAGUAAGAAAUUUAGAACAGAAAUCAUGUCGCUGUUUAAAAAGACAAAAUGA